UUAGUCCGCUCACCCCCUUUCCUGCUGCACGCCUUACUGACCUCGCCGUCGCAGCUCAACCAAGAGAUCGCCCACCACAUCGAGAGCGACAAAGAUCUCUGCGCCUUCGCUGCCACUUGCCAGGAGACUAGCAAUGCUGUCCAGUCCGACGGCGGAUCAUUCUGGAACCAUCGCUUCAGGGCCAGAUACGCGCUGAAGGCCGGAUCGCACGACAACGAGCAGCUCAAGAAGAAGUACCAGCGCCGUCGUAAGUGGCUCCGACGCAUGAGCAACAUCUCGUUUGAGUAUGGCCACACCGAGAUGGAGGUCAAGUCGCUCGCCGUCAUGUCGGAGCUCAUCAAUGAGUCUUUCUCUGGUCAAGCCCUCUACGACGAGUAUGGUCGCCGCACCUGUCGCAACUUGGACGAGCUCUCCCGGUUCAUCGAGAGCAGCAGCUCGCUGUCCAGGAUCAACCGAGUCUCCCCCACCGGCCGUGGAGAUGUUACUGAUGACACGUACAACUGGACUCUUGCCGCCAUCCAGCUGAUGUACUCGCAUGUCUUGUUCGACACCAAUCGCCUCUGGAACCACGUCUUCGCCUUCGAGCACAGCCAGAAGAUGGUCUACGCCAGCGCCGUCAUGCAACCCAUGUUCACUGGAAUGGACCGCAACUACAUCAACAUGGAGUACAUCCUGCAUAUCAUGAACUUCUUCCGCUACCACAUGAUGCGCGAUGGUGAGAGCCAUGCCUUGUACGAGGCCUACAAGGAGCUGAGUGCGCUGGAGAAGCCGUCCGCUUGGGACCGCAAGCUGAAGCAACAUGAUGACCACAUCGGCGACGAUUGGCGAGGAACUUAUGCCUACCUCGAGCCCAAGGAGAUUUCGCAAAUCCGCUCCAUCACCGGCACCAAGAAGAACAUGAUCUUCAUGGACAAGAACGUCGACGGCAGCAACAACGAGAACCCCAUCCAUUCCUCGCACCUCGACCCCUCUGUGCGCAACCUCUUCUCCACCAUCCUCAAAGCGCACCCGACGCUCAACGAGCCACGCACGCGCGCCGAGCACCGCACGCGCUCACGCACGCCGCCACGCAAGCCGCAGCCCAUCUCGCUCGAGGGCGAGGGCGAGGACGACGGCAAGUUCUACGCGUCGGGCUGGCUGAGCGAGCUGCCGGUGCAGGAGGGCAUCGCGGGGUGGAAGCGCAUGAGCUUCAUCAAGUACUACGCCGACGCAUGGGGCAGCGUCGACACGGAGGCGCUGUGGGGGUACGAGGGCGUCGUGCUGCCGGGGGGCAAGAUGUGCCUGGGCCGGUGGUGGGCAGUGGACCGGGUGGAGCAGGAUGUGGAUGGGGAUGAGAACCUCUACUCCGGUCCGUUUAUCCUGUGGAAUGUGCACCCGAAGAUGGCGAAGGGGGAGGCGUGAGGAGGUGUCGAUGGCUGCGCGAGCUCGGUGGUGGUCGAUUUGCGUACUCUCGACGACCUCCUGCGACUUUUCGACGAGUUAGACUCGACUUCACACCACUUCUCAUCAUCACUCGAUCGAUUGAUAUAUACCGCACUCCGUCCGCAACAGAAAAGCACCCCUCCCUCCCUCAACGACCUUACCUUCACGAAUCUCCUUCAGAUCUAC
Messenger RNA from Mytilinidion resinicola, 1608 nucleotides. RefSeq lists its product as uncharacterized. The transcript is spliced from 4 exons. The record is from RefSeq and is a predicted model, not a curated record. Lineage: Eukaryota; Fungi; Ascomycota; Dothideomycetes; Mytilinidiales; Mytilinidiaceae. The annotation marks the transcript as partial.